AUGUUCUUGCAGGGUAUGAUUACAACUUUCUCCGCGCUCAUCUUUGGUGGACUGGGUCUAUCCACGGCCUUUGCUAUCACGCCAGACGUUGGCGCUGCACGUCAAGGAGCUACACGUAUAUUCCGAGUUAUAGAGAAGAAGUCGCUUAUCGAACCUAAUCAGCCUGGUGUAUAUGUAUCGUCAUUUGCAAGUAGACAUGAUCAUGGAGACGAUAUGGGGGCGAAGGAAGUUGAAGCACUCGGCCCAGAUGAAGCGGUACAGUCCGGUCUCGAGCUGUCGGCAGUGAGUUUACAGCACAACAAAACAGCAGCAUCCAAACAGGAAGUAGAAUUGCAGGGCCAGGUUUCGUUCAAUGAGUUGGUGUUCUCAUACCCCUCGCGCCCUGGACAGACAAUCCUUAACGGCUUCACCGCAAGUAUCGAAGCCGGCAAAACCCUUGCGCUUGUCGGAGAAAGUGGCUGCGGCAAGUCGUCGGCCAUGGGCAUACUUGAGAUGUUCUACCAACCCCGCGGGGGUCACCUGAGUGUGGAUGGCGUGGAUGUACGCGAAUACAACCUGCAGAGUCUUCGCCAGGCUAUAGGCUUGGUAGGCCAAGAGCCUGACCUGUUUACCGCAACGGUUAGAGAGAACAUUGUGUACGGCCUGGACGUAGAUACACACCCGGUGUCGGACGAGGAGAUCAUUGCUGCGUGCGAGAAGGCGAAUGCCAUGUCAUUUAUCGAUCAGUUGGAAGACGGUCUCAGCACUCACUUGGGUGUGCGCGGCUCGUUACUGAGUGGAGGCCAGAAACAACGGGUGGCCAUCGCCCGCGCUCUUCUCAGAGAUCCAAAGAUCCUGCUUUUGGACGAAGCCACUUCCGCCUUAGACGCCGAGAGUGAGCGAGUAGUACAGAGCGCGCUUGACGCUGCUGCUGAGGGCCGCACGACGAUAAUGAUAGCGCACAGAUUGAAAACUGUGGAGAAUGCAGAUAAGAUCUGCGUGGUUGAGUUGGGCAAGGUAGUCGAAGAGGGCACACAUAGUGAGCUCAUGGCCGUGAAGGGACGGUACUAUAACUUAGUUAGAUUGCAAACAACAGAGUAAAUAAAAUAAAGCAUAUAUAUAUAUAUAUUGGGUGCUGAACAAGCCGCUAUACAAUGUAA
This is a messenger RNA of Sphaeroforma arctica JP610, 1139 nucleotides long. RefSeq lists its product as hypothetical. Gene Ontology annotation, molecular function: ATP binding; ATPase-coupled transmembrane transporter activity; ATP hydrolysis activity. Gene Ontology annotation, biological process: transmembrane transport. Gene Ontology annotation, cellular component: membrane. NCBI's taxonomy places the organism in Eukaryota, Ichthyosporea, Ichthyophonida. The record is from RefSeq and is a predicted model, not a curated record. The transcript is spliced from 6 exons. Bases 1 to 1080 code for a protein of 359 amino acids.